GUUUUCAAAGUCUGAGAGCUGGAAUACCUUCUUUAGAUCUUUCUGAAACAUGCAAGUAAAUUACCAAUUAAAAUAUGGGUAGUGAAUAGAGAAUCUGCUUCAAAAAAAGAAAAUGAGUGUGAAACCUUCGUAUUUUCCAUUAAUCCAAUCUAAUUUUGAUUCUGGGCUAUUGGAAUGGAUCUAUUCAAUCUGCUUGAGAUCAGCCAUGAUUAAUUUUGUUCAUUGAUUGACACAUUUCACGAACGUACUGUCAGACGUGAUGAUGCAAAGUUGAAUAAAUGAUUUAGAAUUAAACCUUAUAUGUAGUAGGGGAGAAAGACAUUCAGUCAUUUGGACAUGUGUUGGCUUGACUGCAGUGUAGUAAGUAGAUCAUUAGCAACAUGAAAUAGUGAGAGUGCAGAGUGUAGCAUGAGCCCGGAAUGGGGAGGUGGAGUUAGGGAAACCUGGGCCAUGAGAAGUGAGAACAAUAUUGCCUCUUGGAUAAGAGGAAUAUGGAUUUACUCUCUGAGUAAAUAAUCAUCCUGAGUGUCUCAGGAGGUCUGCAUAUCGUUUCCGACCACUAGUAGAGGUGGGGACACCCUCCUGUGUGGGACACCCCACUCUGGGCCAGCCCUUUGGGAAUCAAAUCGCAUGACGGAAGGUCUCCUCGGGAAGUUCGUGCAGCUGAAAGUAGAACUCUUCUGCGGUAGAAGUUAGAUAAUGGGUGAUUCAUUUUUUGUAUAUGAUGUAUCAGGUAUGCUGAAGUAGAUUCUUUCCAGGCUUUAGCCUUCUAGACAGUGUUUAACCUAUAAAUAACAGUGUUUAAAAGUACAAAACUAUGUAAAGUCAUGCUGUCUUCUAUUAUCCAACCCCUCUCCUCACUUUAGCCUAAAGGUAGAUAGUGCUUCCCCCAACCCCGCCCCCCCACAGGUCAAAGAUUUUUAUUAGAGUAAAACUAGAGAAAGAUUUUUCAUUUUAGGUGGCUGGAAAGUACAUCCAGCUGAAAACCAUCAACCAUUUAGACUACAUGCUUCAUUUGAGUUGUGUUUCUGGAUGCGAGUCAAAUAUGACAACUUGUUUUAGAGCACUUUGCUGCAAGGGACCACCACCUGCACGACCUGAGUAUGACCUGGUUUGCAUAGGCCUCACAGGUUCUGGCAAGACCAGUCUGUUAUCAAAGCUCUGCAGUGAAAGUCCCGAGAACGUCGUGUCGACCACAGGUUUCAGUAUAAAAGCAGUGCCCUUCCAGAAUGCCAUCUUGAAUGUAAAGGAACUUGGAGGGGCUGAUAAUAUCCGGAAAUAUUGGAGCCGCUACUACCAAGGAUCUCAAGGGGUAAUAUUUGUAUUAGACAGUGCCUCUUCAGAAGAUGAUUUAGAAACUGCUAGGAAUGAACUGCACUCAGCUCUCCAGCACCCACAGUUAUGCACUUUACCCUUUUUAAUAUUGGCCAAUCAUCAAGACAAGCCAGCUGCUCGAUCAGUCCAAGAGGUUCUUAGGGCCACUUUGCUCAACGUCUCCUGGAAAAAGGCAACAAGGAUUGUGCACGAUAAAAGGGAGCGUCACAAAUGUCUUGUUUCUUCCGGGGGUGGAAGGGAUGUGCGCCAGUUGUCACCCGCUACACCGCACCAUGGCAGCCGCCGUGCUGUGUGGCCUGGCCCUUUGCACCGGGAGAAGAGGCGGGGCAGAUACUGGUGUGCACCAACAGUUGCUGCCACAGUGUCUAAGGCACUUACCACAGUGCCUGGCACGUGAGAAGUGGUCAGGUAUUUUUUUUUUUUUUUAAGUCCAGGAGCACCCAGGGAGGGACCACAAUGCUGCCCACCACUUUGGCCGGUGCUCAGAGACCAUGCAAAUUAGCACAGGCCCCUAGAAACACUUACCUUGUGUUGGGGAGCCGUUUUUGCAUACAAUGACAAAAACAUAAAUUAGGAAAACCAGCCUGGCCAAGUUGAUGCCAAGAACAAAAAACAAGACAUGAGGCAUGUCCUCAUGUUCACAAAUGCAUUCCAACCUUAAAUAUAUAGGAGAGAAAGGCUUAUCAGGUUGUGCUAUUUUUGCUUAAAUAGCCAAAAAAUGUUUUACGAAAGUACUUCUAGGAAGGGCAGGGUUAUGUGCGGCUUUGGCGUGAGAUUUAUUUAUUUUUUUAAUUCUGCUUAAGAACAAGUUGAAAGUCUCCUGAGGGGUGGGUGUGGGGGAGUGGGGAAUGGUCUUUAGAGUUAGAAGACCUUGAUUCAACUCACAGCUUUCCAGUUCAGUAGUUAAUAAAUUUUGUUCAUAAAAGUAUCCCUUUUUGAACACCUAGUCUUGGCAGUCUCACUGUGCUAAGGACCUUACCUCUAUUUGUGCCCUGUCUUCAAGGACAAGUGGCAUUUAUCUAUUUUAAAAAUUUGGAAACUAGGGGCAUCUGGGUGGCUCAGUUGGUUAAGCGUCCAACUCCUGAUUUCAGCUCAGGUCAUGAUCUCAGAGUUCAUGGGAUCAAGCCCCAUGUUGAGCUCUGUUAGCACAGAGCCGGAUUGGGACUCUCCUUUUCCCCCUCUAUCUCUCCUCUGCUCAUGCUCGCUCGCGCGCGUGCUCUCUCUCUCUCUCGCUCGCUCUCUCAAAAUAAAUAUUUCAAAAAAUAAUGUAAAAAAUAAAAAUUCGGAAACUGAAUCAAAAGAUAUGAAAUGACUUGUUCAAGAGUACAUAGUUAUAAAACAGCAGGACAGUGAUCUUUCUGGUUCAAGGAGCAGGGCGGUGGUGUGGGGAGUGGUGGUGUGGGGAACAGAGGUGGUAACUCAAACACGAGUUGGUAUGAGAAGAACGUGGGGUGAUUCAAAGGUAUGGCAUCCUGGGGCCUGUUGUCAGCCCUUUUUCCUCCCCUGCUCUCCUCCCUGAUUGAUGCCUUUCCAUAGAAAUAUUCUCAUGGCCACAGAGUUUUCAUCUGGAAAUCUUAGAUUGUUUUUUCUUUUUUUUUUUUUCAAUGUUUGUUUAUUUUUGAGAGACAGAGUGUGAGUGGGAGAGGGGCAGAGAGAGAUGGGAGACCCAGGCUCUCCAGGCUCCGAACUGUCAGCACAGAGCCUGACGCGGGGCUCGAACCCACAAACCGUGAGAUCAUGACCUGAGCCAAAGUUGGACGCCCAACCAACUGAACCACCCAGGUGCCCCGUCUUAGUUUGUUUAUUAAAAUAGCACACACAUCUAUACUUCUCAGACCUUUUAUUCUUUGCCAUCCUCUCUUUUUUCCCCUGACCACUACUUUCUUCUCUCUCAUAUUAUCAUUUAUACGAGCCCUAGCUGCUUCUUUGUCCUUUUCUUCUAAGAAAGAUAAAUAUGUUCAUGCUGUUUUUGCACUCCGCUGGAAUGGGUCCCUUGGGCAGGAGUGUACUUCUUUUUCACAAGAGGUGGCUGGGUUUGCAUUUGUAGCCUGAGCUGUGAACACUCAGAGGUUCUGCAAACCAUUCUACAUUCAUUUCAAUGGCUUCCCUAAUUCCUUCCAAGCUGAAGCGUUGUGACAGGGAGGGCUUUUGCUAUUUAGUACCCAGUACAUUGUUUAACACCUUUGCGCACACAUCAUAGACUUAUGAUUUAGUCCUUGAAGUUGUUAAAGAAAACUGCCUGACUGCUGAUCUUUGCAAUAUGGUUCCCGUUUUCAUAGAGAUUGGUGGUGAUCGAUUACAAAAGCCCAGACAGGAAGGUGUUUUGAGGGGCAUAUUAUGCCCUCUACAGUUACCCAGUGAAUGUUCACCCACACCUGUUGACUCUAAGAUAAACCCACUGAAAUGUUCCUUCCCAAACGAGGACAAAACAAAGGAAAGAAAGAAAAAGCCAAAUAGAGAUCCACAAGUUCUCAAAUCAACUGCAUACGUACUUGGCACUAAUUUAACUAUGCAAUUAGCUUAGAGAUCUGUGUUGACCUUUUUAAAGUUUAAUAGACUUUCAAAAGAAAUACAGCAAAAUUUUUGUAACUCACCAAGUCACACCUCUCACCCUUGAAUGUAUGAGUUCAAUCCGUUCUUCAAAUGAAAACUAUAUUUUAAAAUCUCAUCUGCCUUGUAUACUUAACAUUCUUUCAGAUACUCAUUCUCUGAUUUCAUUUGCUGAACAUUUGUCAGGGGCUGCUGUUGCUUGCUGUUACUUUAGAACCAGAUUUCAAGAGCUUCAUAUUUAUUAAAGCACAGUCCCCCUGUGUGCAUGUUAAGGAGGCUUCCUAUCCUCUUUGAUAAGUAUUGAAAUUCUGCUGAGUUUGAGAAACCUCUCUUCUACAUGCCCCCCACCAAAUCAAAAUCACUCUCAUUAUCACAUUUAUGUAAAUAUUUUUGAUACUGCCCAAUUGCCAGAUACCUUUAAAAUGUCUGCUUUUUUCCAACUCUGUCUAUAUUUUCCUUCUCUCGGCAAAUUCUCUGCAUUAUUCCCUAAUUCAUUAGUGGUAAUACACUUGGGUGUCUAGUUUUCUUGGCUGUGGUACAGAUUGAAGCCUCAGCUAUCUCAUGGCCAUAUGUUCUUCCUGCGUGUGCCAUGUGAUCUCUACGAAUGGGAAACUCAGAGCCUCUUCUCAGUCUCAGUUUAAGAUUGAUAGCUUAGAAUGGGCAAUAUGUGUCAGCACGAGGCUGUCUCAUGUCUGUUUACCAGAAGUGUUUUCAGGAAUUUAGCCUCAGUUUUGAUUGCCAGUUCACUCCUGGCAGACUCAUAAAAUAAGAAGCAAAAGGGCCCCCUGCGUUCCUCUGGUGAAGGAGUUUGAUAACGCAGGGAUUAGAGCAAUGUUAAGUCCUUCUAGAGGCAAUGCAGAAAAGAUAUCCAGCAACUUCUCUUAAUAUCAGAAAAGGUUCACUGUAGCUGCUCUUCUCAAGUCAAAAACGAAAAAAGCACUGUUUCCUGGAUCAAUAAGGAUUUAAGAAUAUAAACUAGUAGCAUUUGUUUAAAGGAGAUCUGUUUCCUUAUGAGUAGUCUCUGGGAUGGGAGGAGGGACAGGAUUGCCUUCUUCAUUUGUAUGCUCUCUGAAGGCAAAGACUAGAUUUUUGGGUUUGGCUAGUGCCUACAGGGUAUGUGUAGACUCCUAAUAAACACCGAGGAUUCUGUUGACGGCAAGUUCUUGAUUUGAGCUUCCAUUUCUGAAGAAUGAAGCCCUUGUCUAAAAGGUGUCUGUAUCUUAUCUCUGCCAUCCAGGCUUGGGCCUUUGGAGUAAUUCUGUAUCAAAUCAACUAUGUUCAAAUUCCUAAGAGGAUUGUUUGAUGAUUCAAUCUGUUGGUAUGUUCUACUAAUCUUCAUAUGUGAAGUGAUACCAGAGACACAUUUAAUGACUUACAGCUCUCAAAUAAGUUGCUACAGUUGGAUCUAAAAGGCUUUUCUCAGACAAGUCCAGAUAUCCGCUUUCCCUUAUCUGCUAGCUUUCAGGGGCCUUCUAGAGAACAAAUGGCUGGUCCUUUUCCAAAGGGACAGGUUUUCCUAUCAGAUGCUUUUGUUCCCC
Acinonyx jubatus (cheetah) is the source of this 5423-nucleotide messenger RNA. RefSeq names its product ADP ribosylation factor like GTPase 15 (gene ARL15). The transcript is spliced from 5 exons. NCBI's taxonomy places the organism in Eukaryota, Metazoa, Chordata, Mammalia, Carnivora, Felidae. The coding region runs from base 1007 to 1732 and encodes 241 amino acids. Gene Ontology annotation, molecular function: GTP binding; GTPase activity. The record is from RefSeq and is a predicted model, not a curated record.